Mya arenaria is the source of this 1058-nucleotide messenger RNA. RefSeq lists its product as uncharacterized. NCBI's taxonomy places the organism in Eukaryota, Metazoa, Mollusca, Bivalvia, Myida, Myidae. The transcript has 5 exons. Gene Ontology annotation, molecular function: ubiquitin-protein transferase activity. The record is from RefSeq and is a predicted model, not a curated record. The coding region runs from base 327 to 1058 and encodes 243 amino acids.
CAAAAACUGUCAGAGUUCUUUCCCAAAUUAAAAGAGGCUGGAGGAUUUCAACUGCUAAGAUCUGCAGUUGGGUCCAGAAAUUUGCUAGAAGUGAUCCGUUUGCCACCAGAAGGCUACACAACACAGUAUUUAGCUGACAGAUGUGGCCUUGGACAGGCCAUUAUAUAUGUCCGACCAUUACAGACAUGUCUGUCUGUAAGUCCUGUGAAAAGUCAGAGUGGAACGGAAGUUUUUCAUGAGAAGUGCCUGAAGUGUGGAAAUGAAGCAUAUAGAAGUCUGCGGAAAUUCUGAUUUGAAGAGAUGUUUGUUCCUGUCCAGUUUGUGGAAUGUCUGUUCCAGCAGUUGAUAUUGAGCUCCAUGCAGAUCAGUGUUGUGAAAAUGAUCAACUCGAAGGCUUUAAGACAGGGCCCGUAAAACACAAGUCUCUAGAGGAGACGGUUACAGAGAUUCGGGGUAAGCUGAAAAAUAAAAAAUGGACACUGUCUAUAAGGCGCACCAAAAUCAUAGAAACAACAAUGGAAAUGAUGGCAGAUGCAGAUGAACAGGAUUUGGCGUCAGAGCUUAUGGUCAAGUUCAUAGGGGAAGAAGGGGUGGAUGCUGGUGGUCUUCGAAGAGAGCUCUUUAGUCUUGUGUUUGAAAAAACUCCUCUCUUAGACAGAAAUACAUUUUCCAAUGAAGCAUGUUCACUUCAACAUGGAGAAUAUAUUAUUCUUGGAAAGCUUGUGUCUUUAACAUUUAUCUAUGGGCACCCUGGAUUAAAGACAUUGCAUCAAACUAUCAUAAAAUACAUAUUGAAUGAAAAAACGCCAACUACAGAAAUCCCUUUAGCAGAUGUUCAGAAUGCCACUGUACUGAGGGCUAUAGAUACAAUCCAGAAAGCAUCAUCUAAGGAGGAGUAUAUGGAGGCAGCCAUAGAAACAAGUGAUUUGUUAGAAAGAUCAGGCUUCAACAAACCUCAUACACAAGAUUCCUCUCAAUCAGCAGUCUACACAGUUAAAGAGUACCACAUUUUCUACAGGUGCUUUGGCCAUAUCAGACAGUUCAUGGAUGGUGAGUGA